AUGAUUGGACCUUCUGACAGUGGAAAAACAGCUAUAGCAAAUUUUUUAUCCGAAUCAAUUAAUGUCGAAGAGGUCAACAGUGCCAGACCGACUCAAGGUGUUCGUAUUGUAGAAUUUGCACUGUCUCAUUUAAAUAUAAACGAAAAACAAUGUAAAGUGGACAUAGAAAUGUGGGACUGCAGUGGUGAUCACAGAUUCGAAUCAUGUUGGCCUGCAUUUCGCCUUCGUGUCCAAGGUGUUAUCCUUGUCUGCUCUUCCAAUACAGCUAAUGUAGCAGCACGAGAAUUGGAACUUCUGUACAAUUAUUUUGUAAGCCAAGCGAAAUUGUCACCUAAACAAUGUGUGGUCUUCUAUAACUGUACCGAUGACCAGGAAGAUAUCGAGUCUUUAAAUCUGUCUUCAACUUUUUCAAAAAUAUCUCAAGUCGCUGUUAAUUUAAAAUCGGGAGGAAACCGGUUAAAAAUAGACUUCUCAAACUUUGUCACUUCAAUUUUACAGACUUUAUAAAUAAAAUUAAGGAUGUAUACAA
This is a messenger RNA of Melitaea cinxia (Glanville fritillary), 529 nucleotides long. RefSeq names its product intraflagellar transport protein 22 homolog. The coding region runs from base 1 to 507 and encodes 168 amino acids. The record is from RefSeq and is a predicted model, not a curated record. NCBI's taxonomy places the organism in Eukaryota, Metazoa, Arthropoda, Insecta, Lepidoptera, Nymphalidae. The transcript has 4 exons.